AUGAAGGAACUACUCCCUUGGCUGAAGAUCACUCAAAGAAUAAAAAUGUGGGAUGAGGAGAAAAAUUUCCAAGCAGAGUGUACUGAAGAAGGCUGGUAUCUCUUUGCAGACAGCUCGAAUGGAGAAUUUGGUCACAUAGCUGAAAUUGCUACUCCAGUCAUCUCCCUUACGGGGCCCAAAUGCAAAAUUAUAUUCUGGAACCACAUGAAUGGUUCAACAAUAGGUUCUCUGGAGGUACUCUGUAAAACCAGUAAGAAGACUUCUAAACUGUGGACUCAAAGUGGCAGCCAUGGUCCCCAGUGGAACAGAGCAGAAGUGUUCUUAGGAAUUCGUACAAAUUUUCAGGUUGUUUUCAGGGCAAAACGUGGUGUCAGUUACAUGGGAGACGUGGCAGUGGAUGAUAUUACCUUUGAAGAUUGUUCCCCUCUGCUCAUCCCAGGCAGACCUUGCACAUCAGAAGAAUUCACAUGUGCCAACAAGUACUGCAUCCCAAAAGAUAAUCUGUGUGAUUUUGUAAACGACUGCACAGAUAACUCGGAUGAGAACCUGACUAUUUGCAGUACCUCUAUUGGGCAUUGCAAUUUUGAGUUUGAUCUUUGUGGAUGGAAGCAAGAUGAAAAUGAUGAUUUUGACUGGAACCUUAGAACUAGCAGUACUACAAAAAUGGGCACUGGACCAGCAACUGAUCAUACAUUGCAAGAGCCAUAUGGUCAUUAUAUUUUUAUAAAGAGUUCAUUUUUUCAGUUACCAGGACAGAAAGCUAGGAUUUCUAGUCCUGUUCUAAGCAGAAGGAAUAAAAACUGCAAGAUACUUUUCUGUUAUCAUAUGUAUGGAGAUCACAUUGGAUCAUUGAUUGUCUACCAGAGGUCUAUGACAAAACAUGAAAAAAUUCUCCUUAAUCUUACUGGAAACCAGGGAAAUUUCUGGCAGCGCAAGGCACUGAUCCUUGCUGGAGGUGGAGAUGAAGAUUUCCAAGUUGUCUUUGAAGGGAUAGCUGGAAAAGGUCCCAAAGACGGCAUAGCACUUGAUGACCUCACGUUUUCCAGGGAGUGUUUACCAUCCCAGCAGUUUUUACCAGCAGAACCGACAAUGCUGCCACCAACAGGCUCCUGCUCACAUGGCUAUUGGCAAUGUCGGAAUGGCAAGUGUUACAGACCAGAACAAAGCUGUGAUUUUGAAGACAACUGUGGGGAUAAUACAGACGAGAGUGAAUGUGGAACUUCCUGCACCUUUGAGAAUGGCAGAUGUGGCUGGAAAAAUUCCCUGGCAGACAAUUUUAACUGGGUGCUAGGGGUCAGCUCGCCUCAAAGUCUUAGACCUCCCGGGGACCACACACUUGGAAAUAGAUCUGGACAAUUCCUGUAUCUUGAGGCCACUGCGAUAGGCCUAAAAAAUGAAAAAGCCCAUGUGAGGAGUUCCAGAUGGAAAGAAUCAAGUGGGACUUGUAUGAUGAGUUUCUGGUACUUCAAGUCAUCAAAAGCCAUGGGCCGUAUUCAGGUUCUGAUUAAGACUGAUGAUGAAAUUGUGAAAAUAUGGAGUGAAUCAGGAAAUCAUGGUGAUGAGUGGAACAAAGUUGAGUUACACUUGGGAAAACUGAGGAAUUUUGAAGUUAUCUUUGAAGGUAUUCGUACCAGAGACCUAGGAGGAGGAGCAGCAAUAGAUGACGUAGAAUUCAACAACUGCACCACAAUUGGAGAGAAUCCCAGGGAAUGCCCUGCCCUCACUGAUUUUGUGUGUGGGAAUGAGAAUUGCAUAGAGUCUCAGUUCAUCUGCGACUAUAAACCAGACUGUGAAGACUUAUCUGAUGAAGCUGACUGCAGUUACUACACAAGUAUUCCUGGAAGCUGUAACUUUGAAACACAAGAUCAACAAUGGACCACUGUAUGUGGAUUAACACAAGACCCUACUGAUGACUUUGACUGGAAUAUUAGCAACAGUGCUGUCACUGGGCAAAUGGGUCCUGAUGCUGACCAUACACCAGGUAAAGGACAGCAUUUUUUGUAUGUGAAUUCAUCUGCCCAGAAGGAAGGAAAUAGAGCAAGGAUAUUUACAACCAAACUCUUCCCAGCUAGCCUCGGAGUCUGUAGGGUGCGGUUCUGGUUCUGGAUGUUUCCUUCCAGGCAAACAGGACUCUUAAAGGUAUACACAGUUGAAGAACAUGGAAUGGAUAUUCUUAUGUGGUCUUCCAGUAGAAAUGAAGAAAACAAAUGGAUGUAUGCAAAUGUGGUCCUCUCUAGUAACAGCCCUUUCAGAGUUGCCUUCGAAGCUGAAGUGGAGUGGAGUGAAUCCACAGAAUUUGCUCUUGAUGAUAUUUCUUUCACCCCAGAAUGCAUUGAGGGAGAUUCAGCUAAUCCAAACCUUCCAACUUGCAGUAGUGACCAGUUCACAUGUGCAUAUGUGCAGCAGUGUUUGCCCCUUGCAGCAAAAUGCAAUGGGGCUGAAGAUUGCAUGGAUGGAAGUGAUGAAAUGAAUUGUCCCACAGAGAUGCCUACUCCCAUGUCUCCAGGCUCCUGCAAGCAAACAGAGUUUCUGUGUCCUUCCAAGGGCUGUAUCCCAUCCCUCCUGAAAUGUGAUGGUGUACCUGACUGCCACCUUAAUGAAGAUGAAGUUGGCUGCCCCAUUAAAGAUUGUUUCAAUGGUUCUUUGUUAUGUGCGUCAACCAAUCAAUGCAUAGCAGUCUCUCAGCGUUGUGAUGGCAUUGCAGACUGCCUUGAUUUCAGCCUUGAUGAGUCCAGCUGUUCAGUUUGUCCUGAAGAAUAUUGCAAGAAUGGAGGAAGAUGCAUCAUCAAAGAUGACAUUCCGAUAUGCCAAUGUGGAAAAGAAUGGAAGGGAAACCGUUGCCACAUAAGUGCUAAGCCUCUUCAGCCUCCAACUUCAAGUCUCCUCCAACAUGAUAUUUGGAUUGGGUUGGGUAUCGCUUUCUUACUGAUUAAAAUUACAGCUGCUGCCUUGUAUUUCCUUUUGAAGAAGAAAGUGCCAGAAACGAAACUGGAGGAAAUCACUAAUGCUUCGUUUGCCAACCCAUUGUACAAAGACCUUAGUUCAUCUGGGAAAGUAAAGUCUCCUGAAGAUGCCACCUCACCCACUGUUCAAAUAAGUGUUUCUCCAUGGCAUGAGUAUCUGUUUAAUGAAGAUGUGAAUGCUACUUCUUUUACAAAUCCACUCUAUGGUGAAGAAUCAGAAGACAUGGAGAAAUUAUGUAGUUCCUUGAAAAUAGACAUAAACCAGGAUCAAUAUUGCUUGUAA
Messenger RNA from Eurypyga helias (sunbittern), 3246 nucleotides. RefSeq names its product MAM and LDL-receptor class A domain-containing protein 1-like. Gene Ontology annotation, cellular component: membrane. The transcript has 21 exons. Lineage: Eukaryota; Metazoa; Chordata; Aves; Eurypygiformes; Eurypygidae. The coding region runs from base 1 to 3246 and encodes 1081 amino acids. Gene Ontology annotation, biological process: nervous system development. Gene Ontology annotation, molecular function: protein binding. The record is from RefSeq and is a predicted model, not a curated record.